AUGGCGCACAAAGACGAAAUACAACACCUGUUUAUGAAGAGAAGAAGACCUACAAUAUUAGCGUUAACAGAAACUAGACUGACCCCAGAAAUCGAGGAUAGCGAGGUUAACGUACCGGGUUAUAGCGUUGUGAGAUGCGAUGCCGAGAAUAGAAACACAGGAGGGGUUCUGCUAUAUGUUAAAGAAAAUAUUAAAUUCAAAGUAAUUGAAAAGAAGAAGCUAUUGUCAAACUGUUGGUGCUUAGCGAUAGAAGUAAAAGAUAACUUAUAUAAAGGGGUGAUAGCAGUGGUGUAUCACUCACCUAGUGCAUCUGAUGGUGACUUCAUUCGAUUCUUAGAAGACGUAGUAGAAAGCAUGACAAUAAAAGGUGAUUGUAUAAUAAUCGGGGAUUUUAAUAUAGAUGUAAGUGUAGAAUCGUUCUACACGAGGAAACUAUUAACAGCAAUGCAAAACUUAGGGAUGAAGCAAUAUGUGGAUAGUCCGACAAGGUCCACGAAAGAUAGUCAAACAAUUAUAGACUUAAUAUUUUCGAACAAGAUAUUAAAGACACAG
Temnothorax curvispinosus is the source of this 552-nucleotide messenger RNA. RefSeq lists its product as uncharacterized. NCBI's taxonomy places the organism in Eukaryota, Metazoa, Arthropoda, Insecta, Hymenoptera, Formicidae. The transcript has a single exon. The record is from RefSeq and is a predicted model, not a curated record. The annotation marks the transcript as partial. Gene Ontology annotation, molecular function: catalytic activity.